UUAAUGUAUAUACAAACGUCGAAACGGAGAUGUUUCAUUUUUCAACUGUUUGGAAAUUGUUUACAAUGAAGCGAACUCGCAAUGUUCACAUCCGACUGACAUGUAUUUCGUACAGGUGAGUAUUCUCAAGUCGGAAAGUCACGGUCCGGACGUCACUCUUGAAUUCCGCGACAAGUUCGAAUUGUUUGGUCAACUGUUGUGCAACCUGACAUGUAAAUUCGAGUCGUUGUUAUAUUUAUCCGUGAAUUACAUCUCCACGAACGAUCCUAAACAAUUUAUGAGCGGGAUUGUCAGAACGUGGAACUAUAUUAAAAAGCAGGUAAGACACUUGUAUUUUACAUAUUUAUGCAUUUCUUGUAUAAGUAUUUACAGGAUUGACGUAUCAAUUAUACAGGUCUGUGAAAAAUGUUCCAAGAUUCAAGUGGACAGUCAUACGCAAUCUGGAGUACCGUUAUCGUCGCUCCUUGAAAAUAUAAAGAAAAAGAGAUCUGUAAUAAAGGAAUUUUUGCACGUUCAAGAGACUAAAUACAGUCGUGAAUAUCUCGCGAAAUGUUACGUUUUGUUAAAUGAAAUUGAAGGUCUAUUACGUAAUCUCAAAAGAUCCGAUGAUAAGGCACGUAUCUAUGAGUACCGUUAACGUUUAAUACAUCGU
Messenger RNA from Temnothorax curvispinosus, 652 nucleotides. RefSeq lists its product as uncharacterized. The record is from RefSeq and is a predicted model, not a curated record. The transcript has a single exon. NCBI's taxonomy places the organism in Eukaryota, Metazoa, Arthropoda, Insecta, Hymenoptera, Formicidae. The coding region runs from base 101 to 637 and encodes 178 amino acids.